Messenger RNA from Rotaria sp. Silwood1, 303 nucleotides. The record is from the annotation of a GenBank genome assembly. NCBI's taxonomy places the organism in Eukaryota, Metazoa, Rotifera, Eurotatoria, Philodinida, Philodinidae.
AUGGCAUGGGAAGCAUUUUAUGUAUCAGAUUUUUUAUUUGCUCAAUCUAAUCGACGAGAUCUACAACCAUUACAUCCACAAAUUAAUUAUAAUCGUUUUCCUCAUAAUAUCGAUUCAAAUAAUAUACCUCGUCUUGGUCUACAUCAAUUGCCAUCAAUAUGUUUAUUUACAUUAAAAGCUACAAAACAACCUGAAUACGGUCAUAGUGGUCCCAUUGAUCUCGUUGAAUUUCAUCCAAAUUCAAAUUAUUUAGCAUCACCACAUAAUGAUGAUACAAUUCAUUUAUGGAAUAUUCAUAAUUAA